AUGCCUGCCGACGACCGAACCGGGAAGCAGGCCGCGGCCCAGCAAGCCGUUGACAUCUUGCAUGAGAUCUCUACCAUCCUCAACUGCCAUCUGGAUCGCCGCACCCUAUCGAUCUGCAUCUCCAUGAUCGAGAAUGGCGUAAACCCAGAGGCUCUUGCCACCGUUGUGAAGGAGCUUAGAAAGGAAUCCCAGGAGGUCGACGCCCAAAUCGCAUCACGGAGGCGUCAAUGA
Messenger RNA from Colletotrichum godetiae, 231 nucleotides. Its product is annotated as mitotic-spindle organizing gamma-tubulin ring associated-domain-containing protein. Bases 1 to 231 code for a protein of 76 amino acids. The record is from RefSeq and is a predicted model, not a curated record. The transcript is spliced from 3 exons. Lineage: Eukaryota; Fungi; Ascomycota; Sordariomycetes; Glomerellales; Glomerellaceae. Gene Ontology annotation, biological process: gamma-tubulin complex localization; microtubule nucleation by interphase microtubule organizing center; mitotic spindle assembly. Gene Ontology annotation, cellular component: interphase microtubule organizing center; spindle; gamma-tubulin ring complex.